This is a messenger RNA of Dermacentor silvarum, 663 nucleotides long. Its product is annotated as abasic site processing protein HMCES-like. The coding region runs from base 87 to 596 and encodes 169 amino acids. The transcript is spliced from 3 exons. The record is from RefSeq and is a predicted model, not a curated record. Gene Ontology annotation, molecular function: single-stranded DNA binding. Gene Ontology annotation, biological process: DNA damage response. Lineage: Eukaryota; Metazoa; Arthropoda; Arachnida; Ixodida; Ixodidae.
GGCACGUUCAGUUGUGGUUGUAACUGACUGCUCGGCGUUUGUAGGGAAAGUCGCGACAGUUGUUUCCUGAGAUUGGUAGCGCCAGCAUGUGUGAACGCUUGGCAUGCAUAAUCCCAAAGGAGUGCCUGCGGGUCGCACACCACUACUGGGGGCCUGAAGGCUAUGAGUGCCCUCAAUGGCGUGAUCCAAGCCUGGAAGGCACCUAUGAGUGCUCCUACAACAUGCCACCACAAAGCUUUUGCCCAGUCUUGGUUCACAACAGCCAGCUCAGGGUAAAGACAGUAACCGAGCGUGUCUUGACCUCGAUGAGGUGGGGCCUCGUUCCAUCGUGGUACGAAAGCAAUCCAGCAGAGUUGAAGGCCAACACGAUCACCUGCCGCAUCGAAGCCGCUGCCAGCCAGGAAUAUUAUCUACCAGCCAUAACUGCAGGACAUCGAUGCAUCGUUAUUGCGGAGGGGUCUGUUUCAAAACCAUUUUGUCUUAUCAAAUGGCAAGCUUUGCUUUUGUAUGGGGAAAAGAUUGCCCGUCUCAUCUCCCGUUGUCCUCUUCCCUUAAAGCGGCUGCAGAAGAGGGCCCCAGCACCACCACAGAUGUAGUAGUUAACGGUUCUGUUUUCUACAGAAAUGCGCAAUGAAACAACAAACACUACCUCAAUGUCCUCAC